Cyphomyrmex costatus is the source of this 1524-nucleotide messenger RNA. RefSeq lists its product as uncharacterized. Gene Ontology annotation, biological process: DNA integration. The transcript has a single exon. Bases 1 to 1524 code for a protein of 507 amino acids. Lineage: Eukaryota; Metazoa; Arthropoda; Insecta; Hymenoptera; Formicidae. Gene Ontology annotation, molecular function: nucleic acid binding. The record is from RefSeq and is a predicted model, not a curated record.
AUGGGAGUGACGCUCCAAGAAUCUAAAGCCAAAAAUUUAAACUUCCCACAGACUGAACUUUUAAGGAAAUUCUCAUCAAUUUUGAAAUUACAAAGAAUCAUUGCUUACUGUUUUCGUUUAGCAGAUAAGUCUCAAGAAACAGGGCCAAUAACAGUAAAGGAACUCGGUAGGGCUCUGAACAGAAUAUUGCUAUGGACCCAAGAGAAGGCAUUUCCAAAGGAAAUUGCAAAUUUGCGGGCCGGGAAGGUAAUCGAUAGUCGAAGUCCUUUAAUGAACCUCAAACCAUGUAUAGAUAACAUUGGCCUUCUGAGAGUAGGAGGACGAUUGAACAACGCAAGAAUCUCAGAGGAGCAAAAACAUCCUAUCAUUCUUCCUGCAAAGCAUCAUAUAACGACGAUACUGUUUCGCGAGGAACAUCUUAAAUUGUUACACUGCGGUCCACAACAACUUUUGAGUUCCAUACGCAAUAGAUACUGGCCCUUAUCAGGAGCACGAGAGGCUCGCAAAAUAACACGUGGCUGCGUGUCGUGUUUUCGAUAUAAACCGAAAGCGCAAGAACAUAUGAUGGCAGACUUGCCAGAGUCUAGAGUCAACGUAUUCUCUAAGCCUUUUGAGAUCACAGGAGUGGACUAUGCAGGACCUCUGCAGGUUAGAGAAAGUCGAAGAAGAGGACGAAUUCAUAUAUCAAAAGGUUAUAUUGCCGUGUUUACCUGCUUUGCAACAAAGGCAGUACACUUGGAGUUGGUAGGAGAUCUGACUACAGCAAUGUUUUUAGUAGCACUUCGGCGAUUUACGAGUCGAAGAGGAAUCUGUUCCACUAUUUAUUCGGAUAAUGCUACGAAUUUCACAGGAGCAGCACAAGAACUGAAAGAUAUCUAUACAUUCCUAAAAAUGCAUAAUUCUAAAUUACAGACAGCCUUAGCAGCCCAGAGGAUCGAAUGGAGAUUCUUACCACCGAGAUCACCUCAUUUUGAGGGACUGUGGGAAGCAGCAGUAAAGUCGAUUAAAAAACACCUGUACACGGUAACCAAAGGACUAACUUAUACAUUCGAAGAAUACAGCACUCUACUUGUUGAGAUAGAGUCCGUUUUAAACUCUCGUCCUCUCAUGCCAAUACCUUCAGACCCUAACGAAAUCUCUAUUCUUACUCCUUCCCACUUCCUCAUUGGGGCUACACCAUUAGAACCUGUUUCACAAAGUCAUCUCGAGAUUCCAGACAAUCGUUUGACAAGGUGGCAGCAUAUCCAGAAACUGAAGCAACACUUUUGGCAGAGAUGGCAAAAAGAGUAUUUUUAUCAUUUUCAGAGCCGAACUAAAUGGACUUCCGGAGCAGAGAAUUUAAAGGUCGACACGAUAUUUCUACUGUUGGGUGAGAAUCAGCCUCUACUACGAUGGGCCUUGGGUCGAGUCAUCAAGGUCUACCCUGGCGCAGAUGGCGUUGUUCGAGUUGCAGACGUCAAAACAGCCCAAGGACAAUUUCGAAGAAGCGUCAGAAAACUUUGUGCCUUACCUUAUGAACACUAA